Lagenorhynchus albirostris (white-beaked dolphin) is the source of this 1550-nucleotide messenger RNA. RefSeq lists its product as uncharacterized. The record is from RefSeq and is a predicted model, not a curated record. Lineage: Eukaryota; Metazoa; Chordata; Mammalia; Artiodactyla; Delphinidae.
CCCCGGCCGCCCUCUCUCCCCGGUCCCGUUAGACCCCCCGCCCUGCGCGCACGCGCCGUCCCCGUUCCGUGCGCCCCGCGGUCGCGCCCCAGCCACGACCCCAGCCCCAGCUCUUAUAGCCUCGAAAGUCCCUGGGGUCGAAUUCCUGGGGAGGGGGUUCUGAUUCCUUGGAACUCUGGCCCCCAUCACUCGGGCGGAGAAUCAGCCAAAAUUCCUACGAAGUCACAGAGUAAAAUUGGAAAACGUAGCCAGGACCUCCCGGCACACGCCCGGCGCCUCCUGCCCUCCUCUAGAUGGGUGCUCCUGGAGGAUGUGUUUCCCCCAUCCCCCAACCCCGCCACUCUCUUCUGUCCUGGAGUUGGGGGACAGGGACACUAUGAGGAACGCAUGUGGGUGCCCUUGAUCCAGCUCAGCCUGACGACUAGAAAGGAAAGAUGCCUGUUGGGAUGGGCCUCCAGGACCCAGGAGUGGAGGGCACAAGGAGGACCAAGGAGUUCUCAUCCAAGAUAGGGACUCUCCAGCCAGCCCUGGAGCCUGCUGUGGGGCGCCCUGCCCCGCAGCACCACCCAUUUCCCAGAGGUGGGUCCCCUGGGGGUGAAGGGGUUAGUUCUGCCCAGGUCUCUCUUCCUUGAUCUUCACUGGCCAGUGUGGAGGUGUGGCUGGGAGGAGCCCAGGUUUGUCUAGACCAGAGUCAGCCUGGCCCAAGAGUGACCACUUCUGACCUCUCCUUUCUUCAUCCUGGGCAGUGAGACACACCAGAUGAGGAACAUGAGAAGGGGUGAAAACCACAAAUGUGUAUCUGUUUCUGUAGGGGUGGAGGGGGAGUGUCGGCCCCCUGCCCAGCUAUGCAGGGGGUGGGGUAGGACUUUUCCAGAGAGGGAGCCAGGCCUGGCCCUGGCCCCAAGAGCUCACGCCCCCACCCCUUACUUCUCCAGGGAACUGCCAAAGCCAAACCCAGCUCAGGACAGGAUUAUGUGUACUGGGUAGACCCAUGGAGAAAGAGGUAGCAGAGAGAAGCAGAGGCAGAGAGGGAGUAGAGAGGGGACCCGGACCCGGCAGCAAGAAGUGGCAGUGAUCAUCACCCCAUCUCUCCUUUCCUUCAACCUCCAGUAACAGAGUCAGGCAGAGAGCUGAAGUUUUGGGUGGAACGUUGGCCCUUCUCUGGAGCCCCUACCCGCCCCCCCAUCAGGGUGGAGUUGCUGACCUCAGUGGUCAGCCCAGCCAAGGGAGGGAGCUGCCAUCAGCAACCCCCUUCCCAACCCCAAGCAGCUGAGGAGACCCUGCAGCUCAGGCUCAACCACUGUGAUCCCUCCCUUAACUUCAAGUCCUGGGGUCUCAGGGAGGGAAGUGGGGCUGAGAGUUGCUACCCCCAAGCACAUUCCUGCCCUUCUCUCUGUCAUUUUCCUGCCCCUGAGCUGGCCCACCUGGCAUUAGCUCCUUGGAUUCCUCUCCCGGGUGCCUUUCAGAUCCAACAGAAACAUUUUUUUUUUUUCCUGGAAAGCAGAACUCCGAGCAGCAUGAGGAGUGGGGGUGGGAAGGGCUCAUUGUGA